AUGACGACAACGGCAAGUCGACCGUUUGACGCAAAAACGUACGACACACUCACCAACCAGGACACCAACCCGUUCGCAGACAAACGCUCGCCAACGAUCGAGGAAGAGGACGAACCGCAGGUCAUACAUGUCGUACCGGAGACGAGCAAAGCACGGUGGAACCACAUCGAGGAUUUGGAUUCGUUCUUCACCCGCGUUUACAUCUACCAUCAGAAGCAUGGAUUUUACGUGAUGAUGCUACAGAAGCUGUUUGAGCUUUUCCAGUUUGUGUUUGUCGUCGUACUGAUCACGUACAUGUUUAACUGUAUAGAUUAUGCAAUUCUUUUCCGCGAUAAAAUCAUCGAUCUGGAAACGAAAGUAUCGCUCGGCGAUGCGAUGAUCGGGGUGUCGGAGUGUGCGGCCAACCUCGGUGCAUUUCAAUGGUUGGCACUGGUGCUGGCAGGGAUCUUUUGGACGUUUCGGUUGUUUAAAUUCUUCUAUCAAUUUUUCCAAUUUUGGGACAUUAAAAUGUUUUACAAUACAGCACUGAAGAUCGAGGAUGCUGAUCUGGACAAUCUGACUUGGCACGAGGUACAAAAGUGCAUACGAGAAGUGCAAUCCGAGAUACAGAUGAGUAUCAACAAAGAGCAACUGACUGAGCUAGAUAUUUACCAUAGAAUAUUAAGAUUUAAAAACUACAUGGUGGCCAUGAUGAACAAAUCGUUGCUGCCUGCCACGAAGAAGCUGCCAUUACUAGGAAACGUAGUACUAAUGAGUCAAGCGCUCCGUUACAACAUAGGAUUAAUACUGUUCUGGGGACCAUGGUCACCGUUCGAAAACAGCUGGCAUCUACGGGAGGAAUACAAACGGCCCAACAUGAGGAACGAGCUGGCAGCGAAACUAUCGAAACAAAUUCUGUGGGUUGCGGUUGCAAAUCUCAUCCUCUCGCCCUUUAUAUUCAUCUGCCAGUUGAUGUACUUUUUCUUCAACUAUGCUGAUCUAAUAAAAAAAGAACCCGGUACGCUGGGUGUACGAUGUUGGUCACAGUACGGCAAGCUGUACUUGCGCCACUUUAACGAACUUGACCACGAGCUGGAUGCGCGCCUUACCCGCGCAUACCGACCGGCGGUAAAAUAUAUGAACUCUUUCUCAUCGCCCUUGCUAACUGUCAUAGCAAGAAACGUAGCAUUCGAUGCGGGUGGGGUUGCGUCGCUUAUACUGCUGCUGGCCAUCUACGAUGAGGAUGUAUUUCAGGUGCAGCACGUGCUUACCCUCUUUACGAUCCUUGGAAUGAUCAGCGUUAUUGCAAGAUCACUUAUACCGGACGAAAAUAUGGUUUGGUGUCCGGAGCAGCUGCUAAGAAAUGUGUUAGCUCACGUGCACUAUUUACCCUCAACCUGGCGUGGCCUAGCGCACAGUUCAAACGUUCGCGAUCAAUUUGAACUGUUUUUCCAGCUGAAAAUUAUGUACAUUCUGAACGAACUCUUCAGCCCGCUGGUGGCACCGUUCGUGUUGCUGUACGAUUUACGGCCCAAAGCGCCCCAGCUAGUUGAUUUCUUCCGCAACUUUACGGUCGAUGUGGUCGGCGUCGGUGACGUGUGUUCCUUCGCCCAGAUGGAUGUCCGGAAGCACGGUAACCCGGACUGGCAGGUACCGAUCGUGGUGGACGAUAAGGAUAGUGAGAGUGAAACACCUCUUGUAUCUCCGGAAGAGGUUGGUGGUCAUAGGAUCGGUGUGCCACCGUCCGCCGGCCUUAAUGCGCCGGCCGUCGGUGCCACCCCUUACAAUCAGGGCGAGCACGGUAAAACCGAACUCUCACUCGUACACUUCACACUCACCAACCCAACCUGGCAAAUGCCACCGGAAGCGAAACAGUUCGUGCAGGGCAUCAAGCGACACGCGCUGCAGGAUCUUAACAGGCAAAGGGGAAUGUUGCUCGGUCUACACAACCCAACCGCAAUGGGACAGAGUUUGCUGUCGAUGGAAAGCAUGGGCGCCGAGUAUUCGUCCAUCAUUCAACCCAUUCUGCAGACGCAUAAUCUUUCGAACUCGCAGCACCUUGGCCUGUCGAUGCAUCUCGGAGGAUUCGGAUCACCCAUUCCACCAAUGACGCCGGCCUUCGGGCAAGGAAUGAUGCCAUCGACAGCUUAUCAUCAGCAGCAGCCGGGACAACACGGUGCCGGAGUGCAAUCGUCCCACCAGUAUCACUUCGGACCGCAAUCACACGAUUUUGAGCGAAUGUUGCAGCAAAAUCUAACCGACGCCAGUACGGUCGCACCAAUGCCUAGUCGCAGUACCUUCCUGGCAGAUAUUAACGAGAACGAGGACGAAACGGGUCCGCCUUCGCUGACGCCAGAAGUUCCACAAGCAGGCACGAGUAGUCGUGUGCAGAUGGCCAGUGUUGCGCCUGCUACGAUGGGACUGGAACAGGAGUUUGUUGAAUCAAGCCGGUAUGGGGCGUGCAACGACGGGAUGGUCUUCAGCAAUCGGGGUGGAAUGUCUCGCCGUGAAGGACCUGCGGAAGGAUCACGCAACGGAUUGCUUUCGAGUCUGUAUGCCGAAAUGCCCACCAAUGUUCCGGCACCGUACGAAUUUACGACGGCCGACAUGUGUCUUAGUACCCUGUACCUGCAUGAGUUGCAUCACAAUCACUUGCGACGUAACGGUGGUAGCCUGAGGCUUGACAUGGGCUCACCACCUCCACCGAGCUCAUCCCAACGACCCUCGACCUUUGGUCGUUUUGUGGGACCGGGAGGAUUCCGGCCAUUCGGUUCGGUCGCACAACCAUCGCUAGUCAGCCAUCCGUUGCGUACGAUAGCGCCGGGCAUUAUCGGUGGCGAUACUGCUGGACCUUCCUCCGGUUCGAUGGCGGGUGCGCGAAACAGCGGCGGAUCGGUAGUGGCUGCCGAACGGACCCCUUUGCUCGGUGGCAAAAAGUCAUAGCACCAGGCGGAAUGGGUCUAA
This is a messenger RNA of Anopheles maculipalpis, 2943 nucleotides long. RefSeq names its product autophagy-related protein 9A (gene Atg9). The record is from RefSeq and is a predicted model, not a curated record. Lineage: Eukaryota; Metazoa; Arthropoda; Insecta; Diptera; Culicidae. Gene Ontology annotation, cellular component: autophagosome; phagophore assembly site. Bases 1 to 2922 code for a protein of 973 amino acids. Gene Ontology annotation, biological process: protein localization to phagophore assembly site; autophagy of mitochondrion. The transcript has 11 exons.